AAACAUAGUCGGCCAGACCCAGCCCGCCAUGAAGUGUGUUUCUCACAAUCCCGAAUCACUCAUCUCUUCCUUUCCGGAAGGCCUUGACCACUUGUAAGACAUUGCAGAUUCUGGUCUCGUCCCAAAUUCUCCCCCUGCUAAGCGCGUUGCUGCCUGCGCCUGCCUCAACGCGCCAUAUAAGCUCAUAGUACGCUGGCACCCUUCACUGCCCAACUGUAUCAGAAGCAAUUCUCGUGACGCGCACUCGUCAGAACCUUCUCGUCGCGCUCCAUCCACCGACACAUCCACAACCCCAUCAUCGAAAAUCACAACACACCCCCACCAACGAAUCUCGACCCAUCCUACACGAUGACCAUGGCGACAGCCCGUGAAGAAAGAACCCUGUCUGACACCCCAAAUGGACUCUUGCGCAGCCAACACGAGUACUCGUACCGUCUUCCCACGGCCCCGCGCAUCGUGGUACCCCCUCCCACCCUCACCACCGACAUGCCCGGCCUCUCUUUAGGCGGCACAUCUGGAGACGAUGCAGACAUGAGCUUCUUGAAUGAGCUAGACCUCGAGGAUAUCAUACAAAAGAACACACUGCUGGAAUGGGCCUAUGAGCGGCGGAGAGAGGCGCAAAUGAUCUUGCCCUGGCUCUAUCUCGGACCCAUGGUGGCAGCUAGGGACAAGGAAUUCCUCAAGCGCGAGGGCAUCACCAUGGUGCUGGCUAUCCGUGCGCAGGCCAAGAGCAUGAUGGGCGCGACCCAAGCGGCUGCCCAGGUCUGCAUGGAGGUUGGCAGCAUCGAGGCUCCCAGCUUCUACAGCCUCACACCCAAGUUCCCUGAAGCAGCAAGGAUGAUUAAUUCACAUGUCACACGAGUACGACAACAUACCUUGGAGGCCACAGGGCAAGCCACUCUAGGCAAAGUCCUAGUCUUUUGCGAAUCGGGCAAUGAGAAGUCGGCUGCAGUCGUCGCAGCAUACCUGAUGCAGACGCUCCACGACAUUGACUACAUCAAGGCUAUGCAGGUCUGCCAAGCGCAGCGCUUCUGCGUCAACUUCGACGAUGUCUUGAAGAAUAUUUUGCGUGCGUACUGGGACAUUAUCGGUGCACGACGUUCUAUCGCCGCCUCGAAUGCUCAAGCGGUCCAGCGAAAUGGUCUCGGCAACGGUUACGCACAGCUCGGAUUACUUUCGCUUCCUCUCCCGUCAGCCAAGCAUAAGCGCAGCGUCGAGGACAUGCGGGAUCACGAUGAGGAUACGGACAUGGAUAGUGGUAUGGACGAGUCUGACGCGCUGCGAUUUGCAGGGCGUGAUGUCACCCCCUUCCAGGACCGCUAGGUGCGACCCCCUAGCAUCGGCGUUUCUAUUGAUUGUGUAUUAGGCGUUUCAUUAGCAUUAUACCCUGCAUAUCUCAAGGCGUUAUAUGGCGAUGCGUCUGCAUCUGAAAGAUUGGUUAUGUUUGUAAUUUGGCCUGGAGCUCUGAUGAGAGGAGCGGACAUGUGGGUUGGUUGCUCCUCCCAUUCAGGCUGCCCGUAGUAUUUGGUAGCAACUGCGAACGGGUUCAAAUUUUCCUCAAACACUCACUGGCUCUUGCGCCUUCCCGCCACGUCGCACUCUCACAACCCAUGACUGUCCUCCUACUUCAGACUGUGUUCAGUCACUCGUCAAUUAUGCGUCUGCAUCGUGACACCCCGAAGAGGUAACGGGGCAUG
Messenger RNA from Alternaria rosae, 1697 nucleotides. RefSeq names its product FMI2 protein. Gene Ontology annotation, cellular component: cytoplasm; nucleoplasm. The record is from RefSeq and is a predicted model, not a curated record. NCBI's taxonomy places the organism in Eukaryota, Fungi, Ascomycota, Dothideomycetes, Pleosporales, Pleosporaceae. Gene Ontology annotation, molecular function: phosphatase activity; F-box domain binding. The coding region runs from base 349 to 1323 and encodes 324 amino acids. Gene Ontology annotation, biological process: negative regulation of protein binding; protein dephosphorylation; regulation of ERK1 and ERK2 cascade. The transcript has a single exon.